Messenger RNA from Amyelois transitella, 3558 nucleotides. It is a transcript of the gene PolD1, whose product is annotated as DNA polymerase delta catalytic subunit. Gene Ontology annotation, cellular component: delta DNA polymerase complex. Gene Ontology annotation, biological process: DNA-templated DNA replication; DNA replication proofreading; base-excision repair, gap-filling. The transcript has 2 exons. Lineage: Eukaryota; Metazoa; Arthropoda; Insecta; Lepidoptera; Pyralidae. The coding region runs from base 156 to 3410 and encodes 1084 amino acids. The record is from RefSeq and is a predicted model, not a curated record. Gene Ontology annotation, molecular function: DNA-directed DNA polymerase activity; DNA binding; nucleotide binding.
UGCCGCCUUCUCAUCGGAGAGAGUUGGUAACACUAGUCCAGCAAAAUUAAAAAGUAAACGUCAUAUCAAGCUGAGUACAAAAAUAAGAUUUUGGCGGGAAGCAACAAGUUUUGAGAAAAAAGGCUAAAACGUGAAUUUCACCUGUAUUCAACGAAAUGGACAAAAGAAAAUCAGUUAAAGGUCCGCCACCGAAGAGGUUCAAGUCACGGGAUGAUGAAGAUGACAACGACACUCCGUAUAGUUUUGAGGAACAGUUGGCUGGAAUGGAAUGUGAGUUUGACUCGCCAGCCGCUGACGUUUUUGGUGAGGGACCCGAAAAUAAGAUCACAAACAUGAAAUGGGCACGACCAGCUCCACCUAACUUUAAUCCCCAAAGUGAUAAACUGAUCUUUCAGCAGUUAGAUAUUGACAAUUAUCAUGGACAACCAAUACAAGGUAUGCCCGGAUCACAACUUGGGCCAGUCCCUAUAAUGAGAAUGUAUGGGAUAACAAUGCAAGAAAAUUCGGUAUGUUGUCAUGUUCAUGGCUUCACACCAUAUUUCUAUGUCACAGUGCCAUUAAACUUUGCUGAAUCAACAUGCAAUGAAAUGAAACAAAAUUUAAAUAGAGCUGUUUUAGAGGAUUUGCGAUCAAAUAAAGAUGGAUUAAAAGAAGCCAUAUUGGAAGUGAAACUUGUUAAGGCGCGAUCCAUUAUGUAUUAUAAAGGGGACAAUGAUAUAACAUUUGCAAAAGUCUCUGUUGCACUACCAAAAUUAAUUGCUGCUUGCAAAAGACUUAUAGAAAAACAACCCACAUCUUUUCAUUUGAUGGAUCCAUCUUUUUAUGAAACUAAUAUUGACUUUGAUAUAAGAUUCAUGGUAGAUACAUCUGUUGUUGGGUGUAGUUGGAUAGAAAUUCCUGCUGGAAAAUGGUCCUUAAGAACCAAAAACUCAGCAAUCAAACCUGAAUCUAGAUGUCAAAUAGAAGUUGAUGUAGCUUGGAAUGCAUUUAUUGCACACCAACCAGAGAAUGAAUGGUCCAAAGUGGCACCUAUACGAAUUAUGAGCUUUGACAUUGAAUGUGCUGGUCGAAAAGGUAUUUUUCCUGAACCUAACCAUGAUCCUGUUAUUCAAAUAGCUUCUAUGGUGAUAAGACAAGGAGAAACUGAGCCUUACCUGCGUAAUGUUUUUACUUUGAAUACUUGUGCACCCAUAGUAGGGUCGCAAGUGCUCAGUUUCCAGAAAGAGUCUGAUAUGCUUGGUAAAUGGGCAGAGUUCUUUCGUGAAUUAGAUCCUGAUAUAAUAACAGGAUAUAAUAUAAGUAAUUUUGACUGGCCUUACCUCAUAAAUAGAGCCAAACAUUUAAAAGUUGAUAAUUUUGAUUAUUUGGGUCGCAUAAAAAAUAUCCGAUCUGUUAUUAAGGAUUCUAUACUACAAUCAAAACAAAUGGGUCGAAGGGAAAAUAAAAGUGUAAAUUUUGAAGGCAGAGUUCCUUUUGAUUUGCUUCUUGUCUUGGUCAGAGAUUAUAAAUUGAGAUCAUACACAUUGAAUGCUGUGAGCUACCACUUCCUACAAGUUCAAAAAGAAGAUGUCCAUCACAGUAUUAUCACUGAUUUACAGAAUGAAAAUGAACAAACAAGAAGACGUCUAGCUAUGUACUGUCUUAAAGAUGCUUAUUUACCUUUGAAAUUACUAAAUAAAUUAAUGUGUAUUGUAAAUUACAUGGAAAUGGCAAGAGUCACUGGUGUUCCCUUAUUAUGCUUGCUCACAAGAGGCCAGCAAAUUAAAGUUGUCAGUCAGUUAUUAAGAAAAGCAAAAGAUGCUGGUUACUUAAUGCCAGCAUACCAUGGACAAGGUUCGGAUGACCAGUUUGAAGGAGCAACUGUUAUAGAACCAAAAAGAGGUUACUAUGCUGAUCCUAUUUCUACUCUCGAUUUCGCGUCGUUGUAUCCCAGCAUAAUGAUGGCACAUAAUUUGUGCUACACCACUUUGGUGCCUCCAAAUAUGCAUAAAGAUUUUGAAUCAGAUGAUGUUACUAUGACUCCUUCUAAGAACAUGUUUGUCAAAGCAAACAUAAGAAAAGGAUUGUUACCAGAGAUUUUAGAAUCCUUACUAGCAGCACGAAAAAAAGCAAAAGCAGAUUUAAAGGAAGAAAAAGACCCAUUUAAAAGAUCAGUUCUCGAUGGCCGACAGUUAGCACUUAAAAUAAGUGCUAAUUCUGUAUAUGGAUUUACAGGGGCACAAGUAGGAAAACUACCCUGCCUUGAAAUUUCAGGUAGUGUGACGGCCUAUGGGCGCACUAUGAUUGAGUUCACUAAAUCUGAAGUAGAAAAAAAAUAUACUAAAAGCAAUGGAUACAAAGAAGAUGCCGUAGUUAUAUAUGGCGACACUGACUCUGUAAUGGUUAAAUUUGGAGUGAAAACGCUCGAAGAGAGUAUGGAACUUGGUAAGGAUGCUGCAGAAUUUGUAUCUUCAAAAUUUGUAAAACCUAUUAAGUUGGAAUUUGAGAAAGUUUACUAUCCAUACCUUCUUAUUAAUAAAAAAAGAUAUGCUGGUCUCUAUUUUACUAGGCCAGAUAAAUAUGAUAAAAUGGACUGCAAAGGUAUUGAAACAGUAAGAAGAGACAAUUGCCCAUUAGUUUCUAACAUGAUGAGUACUUGUCUUCAAAAACUGCUUAUUGACAGAGAUCCAGAUGGUGCUGUAAACUAUGCUAAACAAAUCAUAUCAGAUUUGUUGUGCAAUCGUAUUGAUAUAUCCCAGUUAGUAAUUACAAAAGAACUCACAAAAAAUGAUUAUGCUGCUAAGCAGGCCCAUGUAGAAUUAGCUAACAAAAUGAAAAAACGUGAUCCUGGAACAGCACCCAAACUGGGUGAUAGAGUACCUUAUGUUUUAACAUGUGCUACUAAAAAUACGCCAGCAUAUAUGAAAGCCGAAGACCCAAUAUAUGUUCUUGAAAAUAGUGUUCCUAUUGACUUUAAUUAUUACAUGGAAAAUCAACUCUCAAAGCCACUGUUGAGAAUCUUUGAACCAAUUCUGGGCGACAAGGCUGAAUCACUUCUUCUGAAAGGAGAGCACACAAGAACAAAAGCGAUGGUUACAUCCAAGGUUGGUGCAUUGGCUGCAUUCACUAAAAAGAAAGAAAAAUGUAUUGGUUGUAAAACAGUUAUGCCUGAUAAUACGAAAAAAGCUCUAUGUAAUCAUUGUCUAGACAAGGAAGGCCAACUAUAUAUAACUGAAAUAUUUAAAUUAAGACAACUUCAAGAAAAGUUCUCUAGACUUUGGACUGAAUGUCAGAGAUGUCAAGAGAGUCUACAUGAGGAAGUGCUGUGCACAAAUAGAGAUUGCACGAUUUUUUACAUGAGGAAAAAGAUGGGAAUGGAACUAGAUGCGCAAGAAAAAAAUGUUCUCAGAUUUGGCGAACCGACAUGGUGAAUUUCUCAGAAAAUUAUGUCAUGAAAAUAUUGUUGCAUAUACUUAAUCAUGUUUAGUUAAGCUAAGUAGUACUCUUAUCUUUUAAAUAAUACUUGUUAAAAGCUCUGGUUUUCUUUCAUAUUAAAUUAAACUAAUUAAGGGAAUAAUA